UUGUAUCUAUCAGAAGAAAUGGUAAAUGAAGUGGGAGCUUUCAUCCGAGCCCAUGUAAAUGAUUUGCUCUCAAUUUCUCAAGAUAUUGCAUUGGGUAAAGAUGCAAGGUUGUUCUUAAAGGUUGCUAUAUACUUGUUGCUGAUUUCUAUUGUUGGUGGCUUGACUGAUUUCCUUACUUUGGGUUACACCAGCCUUGCUGUUAUUCUCACAGUUCCAUCACUCUACGAGAGAUACAAAGACUAUAUUGAUUCAUAUGUCAUAAAUGGGUGCGGGAAAAUGCAGCAGUUGUACGUGGAAUUUGAUUCCAAGUUUGUGAACAGAAUCCGGAAAUGGAUUUUGGAGAAGCAGAAGUUAAGCUGAUUUCCUUUGUUUCUUCUUCAGUUUUCUUCUUCUUUCUGUUUGAGAGUGCCAUCGUUUCUUGUUGAGCAUUAGGGAUGUGGAGAAAUGCAUUUCCUCUCUGAUUUAUUGUUUCUGGUGUGUGAGUUCAUUAGGUUUUAACCAGAGAGAUCUUAUGGAAGUUACCACUCGAUGAAAUUUUUUUUAGUGAAAUGAAUGGUUGAGGAACAUUUA
Molecule: messenger RNA, 570 nt
Organism: Durio zibethinus
Lineage: Eukaryota; Viridiplantae; Streptophyta; Magnoliopsida; Malvales; Malvaceae
Product: reticulon-like protein B12
Biological process (GO): response to bacterium
Source: RefSeq, a predicted model, not a curated record